Messenger RNA from Prorocentrum cordatum, 2481 nucleotides. The record is from the annotation of a GenBank genome assembly. NCBI's taxonomy places the organism in Eukaryota, Dinophyceae, Prorocentrales, Prorocentraceae.
AGCGCCAAAAGUUUAUGUUUAUACCGAUUUCUCUCCUCAUAUUGGAGGUCAUCGUGGAGGCAGAUUAGGCCACCGUUGGCAUUUUCAUUGGUCGUGGGGCGCCCCGUCCAGACCCAGGAGGGAUCGGAAGAUGACACGCGGCAGACCACGUUGGCCGUGAAAUGGCUGGUCGGUUUCGAUGCAACAGCUUGGGAUCCGAAUCCACGAAGUCUCAAAUGCUUUGUUUCUUUUUCAUCGUGUGGCGCUUUUUUUUUCCCUGUGUGCAUUACUCCCCCAGGCUGGCUCACUGGGCGCGCCAGCUAUUCGUUGCUGGAUGGUGGUGUUCUAAUCAGCUUGGCGACGCGGUGUCGCAUCCAUAACUUCAGCUGUGGGAUUUGAGUAGGCUGGGUAAAAGCAAGCCGUACUCUGCACGCGUUGACGAUGGACACCAACAGGGGCAUGUGGAGCGGGAGCGGUGGCUGGGAUGUGGGGAACGAUUUGAGACCACAGCCGGACGGGGGUAUAAGAACGAUGUCGCUGCGGGGAGGGUACCCUAAUGCUAUUCGUGUUAGUUGGAAUCUCUUGUGCAUCUUGGGGGACGGUACCCUCGAAUAUUCUGCAGUUUGGCCGGCGGAGGGUUCCAUGUUCUUGAAACAUGUUUUUCUGUCCUAGGUCCAGCUGUAGCCUGUUGUACAUCUCUGAACUCUGGGCUUCUUCCGCGGCGCGCGCCUCACGCUGCGAGACACGUGCAGCAGGGACAGGGGGAUCAGAUCUGCUUGCCGCCAAGAUGACGUGUUCGCGUUCGAAUUUCAGGGCCACGGGCUGGAAGGACUCUGAUUUCGAGAAGCCUAUCAUCACAGUGGGUGCGCCGUACACCAACACGAUGCCUUGCAACAACCAGUUCCGUGACUACGCGGACAUCAUCGCGGAGGAGAUCGAGCGGAUCGGCGGCAAGGCCCACCUGGCCUUCACGCCAGUGAUCAGCGACGGUCAGACGCAGGGCACACACGCCAUGAGGUAUUCUUUGAUCAGCCGGGAGCUCAUCGCGGAUUCCAUCGAAACCAUGCACGAAGGCUACCACGCCGACGCCAUCAUCACCUUGGGCGGCUGCGACAAGACAGUGCCCGGCGUGGUGAUGCCCCUCGCAAGGAAGAACCUCAUCGGCCUCUCCCUCUUCGGGGGUCCGGCACUCCCGGGCCAGAGCAAGCGCCCGUGCGGGGGCGACGAGAAGCCGCGCGGGCUGGACCCCGGGACGGUGAUGGAGGCCAUCGGCGCCUACGGCAACGGCCUGAUCGACAUGGAGGAGCUGCACCGCAUCGAGUGCACGGCCCUGCCAGGCAGCGGCACCUGCAGCGCCAUGUUCACCGCGUGCACCAUGGCGUCGGCCGUGGAGGCCAUGGGCAUGGCGCUCCCAGGCACGUCGGGCCACGCCGCCACGUCGCGCGAGGACUACCGCGCGGUCACCCCCGAGAAGCGGCAGGACUGCGCGCGGAGCGUGGAGGCUUUGUUUAACCUGAUGGAGAAGGGCAUCCGCGCGCGCGACAUCAUCACCGCGAAAUCUUUGGAGAACUCGGUCAUGGUCGUCUACGCGGUGGGCGGCAGCACCAACGCGUUCCUGCACCUGCUGGCGAUAGCGCACGAGGCGGAGAUCCCGCAAGAGGAGUUCAACAUCGAGCGCAUGCACGAGGUCGGGCAGCGGGUCCCCAUCCUGGCCAACGUGUCCCCGCACGGGCGCUUCCACAUGCACGACCUCGACGGCGUCGGGGGCAUCCCGGCCAUCAUGCGCGAGCUGCUGGACGCGGGACUCCUCCACGGCGGCUGCAUGACCGUCACUGGCAGGACGGUGGCAGAGAACCUGGAGGGCGUUGCGGCUGUGCGGGGCCGGGGACCGCAGGAGGUGCUGAAGCCGUUCUCGGACCCGUUCGCGCCGAGCGGCAACCACAUCGUGGUGCUGAAGGGGAACCUGGCGCCGCAGUCUGCGCUGGUCAAGCUGUCAGGCAAGCAGGAUAUUCGGCAUACUGGGCCGGCACGCUGCUACGACACGGAGGCGGAGGCCUUUGCCGCCGUCAUGGACGGCACGAUCAAGAAGGGCGACGUGCUGGUGAUCCGCUACGAGGGCCCGAAGGGCUCCCCGGGCAUGCCAGAGAUGCUCAGCCCGGGGGCCGCGCUGGUUGGAGCAGGCCUGGGCAAGCACGUCCCUCUGGUCACGGACGGGCGCUUCAGCGGCGCGUCCCACGGCAUCAUGGUCGGGCACGUCACGCCCGAGGCCUGCGACGGGGGGCCCAUCGCGCUGCUCCGGGACGGCGACAUCGUCACCGUGGCCCCGGGAGAGCGGCUACUCUCGGUGGACCUGUCCGUGAUGGAGCUGGAAGCGAGGCGCGCGGCCUGGACUCCCCCGCCCGCGCGGCCCAACACCCGGGGCGUCCUCGCCAGGUACCAGAAGAACGUGGCCUCCGCCCAUUUCGGCGCCACGACCUCCUGACAGAGGUGCGGGCGAGGAAA